Molecule: messenger RNA, 834 nt
Organism: [Torrubiella] hemipterigena
Lineage: Eukaryota; Fungi; Ascomycota; Sordariomycetes; Hypocreales; Clavicipitaceae
Source: the annotation of a GenBank genome assembly
AUGUCCGGAACUGGUCAAGUCCGCAUCUGGUAUAUAAACAAACAACAUUCAUAUCUACCCACUAACUUUAGUCUAACUAGCAAUCAAUCAUUAACCACAAUGCCAUCAUAUGCUCUCAUCGCCGGUGCCGGCGCAGGCACUUCCGCCUCUGUUGCCCGCCUCUUUGCAAAACACUACACCGUCGUCCUCCUCUCACGCAACGAAAAGUCCUAUGCACCCACUAUCCAAGACAUCACCGCCGCUGGAGGCAAAGCAAUUGGCAUCAUCGCCGACCUCGCUCAGCCGGACGCAGUAGGCGCCGCCUUUGACGAGAUUGAAAAGCAGCUGCCUGGCCACGAUCUCGCUGUUGCCGUGUACAAUCCCGGUGCGGGGUUCCAAAUGGGUUCGUUUCUCGACAUGAAGCUAGAAGACCUGGAUAAUGGACUCGCUACUAGCACCCGUGGACUGUUUAGCUUUGCCCAGCGCGCCAUCCCGCUACUUCUCAAGAUGGUGGCCGCGACACCUGCUUACCCGCCUACACUGAUUGUCACUGGCGCAACAGCGUCGAUUCGCGGCGGUGCACGCUUCUCAACUUUUGCUAGUGGCAAGUUUGCCCAGCGCGGUCUCACGCAGUCUCUUGCGAGAGAGUUUUCGCCGCAGGGCGUCCAUGUGGCUUAUGCGAUUAUUGAUGGUGGCAUCAAGUGGCCAGAUGCCAAGUGGAUGAUGAAUGGCGGCGCAGAGGAUGGCAUGCUGCUGCCUGAUUCGAUUGCGGAGAGUUAUUGGCAUUUACAUACGCAGCAUCGCUCGGCGUUUACGUUGGAAAUGGACCUGCGGCCGUACAUUGAGAAGUUUUAA